This is a messenger RNA of Hyla sarda, 3392 nucleotides long. It is a transcript of the gene CLASRP, whose product is annotated as CLK4 associating serine/arginine rich protein. Lineage: Eukaryota; Metazoa; Chordata; Amphibia; Anura; Hylidae. Bases 127 to 2019 code for a protein of 630 amino acids. The transcript is spliced from 21 exons. The record is from RefSeq and is a predicted model, not a curated record.
CGCCUGUCCAGUUAAGACCGCGUGGACACUUGUCUACACAGCGGAGAGAGAGAGAUAAAAUAAUAGGAAACAAUACGCAGCAACGGAGGCCGAAGCCGCUUAGCACCUCCUAGUGUUAAGUGUCGGAUGAAGACCGGUUCUAGGAUGUGGCAUGAAGCUCGUAAACACGAGCGGAAGCUCCGGGGGAUGAUGGUGGAUUAUAAGAAGCGGGCUGAGCGCCGGCGAGAAUACUAUGAAAAGAUUAAAAAAGACCCAGCUCAGUUCCUUCAAGUACAUGGACGAUCCUGUAAGAUUCACUUGGAUUCUGCUGUUGCACUUGCUGCCGAAAGCCCUGUUAACAUGAUGCCUUGGCAGGGAGACCCUAACAACAUGAUUGACCGCUUUGAUGUCCGAGCUCAUCUAGAUUAUAUUCCAGAAUAUAAACCGCCUCUCCUUACCACAAUAACUCCAGAACAGGAAGCUGAUGACCGAAAGUGUAACUAUGAACGCUACCGUGGUUUGGUACAGAAUGAUUUUGCUGGAAUUUCUGAAGAGCAGUGCCUGUACCAGAUUUACAUUGAUGAACUUUAUGGUGGCCUACAAAGACCAGGGGAUGAUGAAAAGAAGAGAUUGGCAGAAAAGAAAGCCUCAAUUGGGUACACAUAUGAUGACAGCACAGUGGCUGAUCUAGGAAGCUCUGACAAAGAGGAAGAAGAUUCUGAUGAUGAGAGUAAAUCUGAUGAAGAUGAGGUUAUCCCAGACAUAGAUGUGGAAGUGGAUGUUGAUGAAAUAACAGAAGAGCAGGUUGCUGAUCUGAACAAGCAGGCGACCACUUAUGGAAUGGCUGAGGGAGACUUUGUCAGGAUGCUACGUAAAGAUAAAGAAGAGUCUGAAGCAAUAAAACAUGCUAAAGCUUUAGAAGAGGAGAAGGCCAUGUAUUCUGGACGACGUUCACGACGGCAAAGAAGAGAAUUUAGGGAAAAGCGACUUAAAGGAAGAAAGAUCAGUCCACCCAGCUAUGCCAGAAGAGACAGUCCAACAUAUGAUCCUUACAGAAGGUCCCAGUCAGAGUCUUCAUCUGCUUCACAUUCUCGCUCUCCAAGCCAAGGGCGUGAGGAAGCUAUUAAAUUUAUAACCAGCUUUGGGGGCAGUGAGGAUGAAUCAGCUUCUGGCCCUGCAGCUCAAACUCCUGCAAGCAGUGGCAACAAAAGGGCCCCACAUACACAGGCCCCUGGGACUUCUUCAGGUCGUAAAGAGGCCUCCCGAAGGAGGUCUUCCUCUUCAUCAUCAUCGUCCUCUUCCUCGUCAUCGUCCAGCUCCAGGUCAUCUUCCAGGUCUAGAUCUAGCUCCAGAUCGAGGAGAGAGAGCCGCAGGCGUAGAUCAAGUUCCCGUACUCGAUCACGUAGAUAUUCUCGCAGCCCUGUAAGAAGAUAUUCUGGUGGAGGAGGAACAAGAGACAGCAGAAAGUAUUCCAGAUCAAGGUCACCAGACCGUGAUCGAUACUAUGGUGGAAGACGUAGGUCUCGAAGUCGUUCACGGUCACCUGACCGAUAUGGACGUGGUGGAAAAACCUUUGGGCGUCCACAAGGCAGUAGCCAAAGUAGUAAAUCCAGGAGUCCUUCUCCAAAUCGUGAUAGAGGAGCUAGAAGGACAGUAUCUCCAGCAGUAGGAGAGCGAUUGAAAAGGCCUGAACUUGCUGUUACCAGAGAGUGCGGAGCAGCCAAAGCCAAGUUAACCCCACAGGAAAAGUUAAAACUUCGUAUGCAGAAAGCCUUAAACAAGCAGUACAAGGCAGAUAAAAAGGCUGCUCAAGAGAAGAUUAUACAGCAGGAGCAUGAACGGCAGGAACGUGAGGAUGAGCUUAGAGCUAUGGCAAGAAAGAUACGCAUGAAAGAACGAGAGCGGCGCGAGAGAGAGCGUGAUGAGUGGGAAAGGCAUUAUACGAGAAGCCGAUCUCCUUCACCGAGACACAGUCGGGAUUACAGCUCUUCAAAAAGGAGAUCACGCUCAAGAUCCAGAAGCCCACAUCAUCGACACUAACCGUGCAAGGUUCUUGGUGACAGCCCUUGUUUUGUGUCAUACAUUUUAAAUAUGACAUUCACUCGAGUCAUUGUGUACAUUCCGCAUAUUGGACUAUAUGGAGUGUGAGAGGAUGUUUUACACCUCCAUCUACUAAUGGCAACUAUCUUUGUAGGCUGAACAUUGCUACAUAGUCAGUGGCUGGUCCUCUAUAAACUAUACAUCUUGUAGAUGUCUUUUAUUUAGAUGUUUAUGAGGGUGUUAAAGGGCUUAUCCGAGAAAAGAAAAACAGCUGAUUUUUUUUUUUUUUUUUUUUUAAAGCACACCCCUGUCCUCAGGUUGUGUGUGGUAUUGCAGCUUAGUUCUAUUGAAGUGAAAGAAGCAAAGUUGUAAUACCAUACACAACCUGCAGACAGGCGGGGUGGUGUUCUUGGGGGGGGGGGGGGGGAAAUUAGCAGUUUUUCUAUUUCUAGAUAAUCUUGAUAAAGGUGAACCAGUCACACUGGAAAUCCAGUCCAGUCUGCAGGCAUCAUGUAAGUAGGUAAGUUAUCCUGGAGCUUUUACCACAAAACCUUAUCACUUUUUCAUGUAAAUUUCUGCCUAUCCUGGCCUAAGUAGUCAAGUGGGUGGUCCUACUCAGUUAUUGAGUUAUCUGUGUAUAAGCAUGCAUAUAGAUAGCUGUCAAUCACUAAGUAGGACUACUUGGUCCAGAAUUAAUAAAUACGUUUUCCUCAAACUUCACCAAAAAAAAAAAUCUGCCGCUUCUCCUGUGCUAUAAUAUGGUGCCUGUAGAUUGAGAAACUUCAGCGAGACAGGUUCCCUUUAAUUGCAUCUUCCAAAAGACCCUCAACCUUAUUACUUUAUAGGAUUUUUUUUUUUUUUUUUUUACACUCCUGUCAAUCCUAAUCUGGCUUCUAGGUAAAUUGGUGGUGCUGUGUGAUGUUUUGAUGCUUUAACAGAUCUUGUAUAACUUGGUGCUACUGAUUUACUGACUCUUUUACAGUGUGCCAUUUAUUUUUUGCUUCUGGGGAAAAUGCAGUUUUCGGUCCUCAAAGGUGGACAAUUACACCUACAAGAUGCUGUUAGUUUGUAGCCCAGCAUUUAGUAACCGUUUGUUAGGAUCCAGAAGAAGAAAGAUUGUGGUAAGACGAUCCGCAGUGGUGCAUUAUGAUCUCACCCCCAAAAGUUUUGAUCAGUCUAGGUCUGAGUGUUCAGACCCCGACCAAUUGUAGGAUAGAGCAGGGAGAAAAGCGCAGCUCAACACGAUAAUCCCAUAUACUUACUGUAAUGUUCUUUCACUUAGUGCGCACUUCUACCAGCUCGUUCUACAUAUCGGUCACGGUCUGAACACUCGGACCCUGAUCGAUCUUGACAUAUCUCUAAAACAAUAAAAA